AUGACAGGAAUGGUCCAGCGAGAAUUUAAUGUAAAGGUCCAUCAUUCGAGCGGCGUCAUGAAUCAAUAUUUAGGAACGCUCCUUUUCAUGCUUGUAUUCUACCAGACUUGUAAUCAAUGUGAAACAUUGUAUCGUAUCGAUCAGUGUCCUCUUAUCACGUGCAAAUGUUCUCCUAAAUCGAAGCUGGUGAACUGUACAGGAAGCGAUAUGAAGUAUAUACCAGUUUUACCCACAUAUGCACAAAAUGUUAUAUUUACAAAAACUAACUUUCCAAAUAUAACGGCGGAGUUUUUGUACAAUCUUACUUUAAUCCGUGUUAUAAGAUUACAUUUUGUCGACACAUUGACCCGCAUCAUCGACCCGGAUGCAUUUGUCAAACUUACAAACUUGUCUACUUUGGAGAUCAGUGGAUCUUAUGAAUUAAAGCCAGACAUGAUUUCUCCAAUCUUGCUGUUAACACCUAGAAUAGAGACUGUUCAGCUGAAAUCCAAUCACUGGGAGACCAUUCCAGGUGACAUGUUUUUAGGAUUACAUAACUCAUCGAUCCAAUCAAUAACACUUAGGGACAAUGUAAUAGAAAGUAUAAGUGGGACAUAUUUUUCGGAUUUGCGGUUUUUGAAAAGAUUGGAUUUAUCAAACAAUCAACUAUUAGACUUAAACUUGACAGGAUUAGAAUCUACAUCAAUCUCUUACAUCAACCUAGCCAACAAUAAUUUCCGUAAAGUACCAUCAUUCUGUGGACCAACUGGACAACCCACGGGUAAAUACAAAACUCUAGACUUUCAGAAAAACUAUCUUCAAAAACUAGAUGGAUCUUCAUUUCAAUGUCUGCAGGUUUUACAAAACCUUAAUCUUGACAGGACCUCUAUAACAGUUAUACGGACCAACACAUUUGUGAAACUACCAAAACUAGAAAAACUCUCGCUGACUCACAUCGGUGAUCAUUUAAGAUCGAUACAGGGGUUUGCAUUCAAUUCCUCAAGUCUCAAAGAAACUAUACUUCAUGGAUAAUCGAUAUAGAUUUGAAAAGGCG
Pecten maximus is the source of this 1033-nucleotide messenger RNA. RefSeq names its product leucine-rich repeat-containing protein 4C-like. Gene Ontology annotation, molecular function: protein binding. The record is from RefSeq and is a predicted model, not a curated record. The transcript is spliced from 2 exons. Lineage: Eukaryota; Metazoa; Mollusca; Bivalvia; Pectinida; Pectinidae. Bases 1 to 1011 code for a protein of 336 amino acids.